AUGAUGAUUACUAUUUUAAUUUUGUUUGUACUAAAAUUUGUAGUAUCAGACGUGGUUACACAGAACGUAUUAGGCUACGAAGUUCCAUUACGUGAAAUCAUAUACAGAUUUGAAUUUAAAAAUUUUAGGGACCAUUUUGACGUAAAAACUGGAAUCCCAUUUAAGAGUACAAAAUGCCCAGAUUACGAUAAAAUGCUUAAAGGAUUCCCAAUAAAUAUUGACGGCUUUACAACAUCAAUUCCACAUAUGAAAUUGGAUUCUGAUAACAAGAAAACAUUUUAUGAUUAUAUCAUUGAAAAACUUGAUAGUUCUCUCCCGGAAUUUCUGGACUGCCCUCAAAUUUAUAAAUUCCUUAUCGACAAAAGGGGUGAACCCCUGCCUAAACCUGAACUUGCGCCGAACAUCAAAAGCCUAGAUGAUUUAAAAGAAUAUAUGAAGACAUAUAACAUAGAUCUGUUGUGUAAGUCAAAACUUUACGCUUUCAGUUUACAACGAGCUUUUCAACUAAUUAAUGGUCCUAAACCCAGAUAUAUAAAGGAUAAUAGUUCAAAUCUUUUAGUUCAAGCAAAAAGGAACUAUAUCACAACAUCCUUUAGAGCUUCUAACACUGUUGGUACCAGUGAUAGUAGUGUCAGUGGUGUAAAAAGUGUCUAUGAGUUAGUGAAGGUAUUGAGUAGCGGACAGAAUUUUAAUAAAGAUGAACUUGAUAGAAGGGCAAUUGAACUAAUUUCUGAGGAUAUGAAGCAAAACUCUAUGUUAUUGAUAACAUUGAACGAAUUUGGGUUGGAUCUGCAGAAUAUUUUAGAUAGGCUGAAGGCGCUUGAAAUUACCAAUAACGAACAUAUUUUACUGAGAACUUUAUCGGAAUUACCAUUAACAGAAUAUUUAACAAAUGAGGAGACCUUUUUAAACUUUAUUAAUAAUUCUUUUAAACGUUUUUUUACUAACUCAGCUAGUCAAGUUUAUAAUUCUACUGAUACUGAGCCCACGGUUUACGGCUCAAGAGUUAAUGAUGUGAAAGAAAUCAAAUAUAGGUGUUUGAGUGGGUUGGAGUUUACAAAUUAUAUAUGUUCCUGUUGUAAAUUAGUAUAUAAAGGCGUGAUAGAUUAUAGUUACGUGAAUCAAGUAGAAGAUUGUAUUGGGAGUUUAGACUUGGAUAUGUUUACUAUUCCGCAGAUGGUUGACCUCUGUUAUCACUUGGCUUUGGUAAAAUCAGAGCUUUGCAGGACAGUGUUCAAACGUAUGAAUGAGCUUGAAUUUUUUAACAAGGUUGGUUUGUCCGAGGUUAUUUUGCUUUUUACUAAAUAUAUACACUUCGACGACUCGAACUUCUUUGAAAAGUUGAGUGACAGAAUUACCAAAAGUGGGUUUAGCUCCUUGGACGAAGUUGAAGAUAAUUUAGAACUUAGCUUAAAUGAUUGCAUAAACUUGUUAGUGAUUGUGGGCGUGGGAAGAAGAUACGUACCCCUGAUAGACGUUGUGGUUGAACAUUUGAAGAGAUACGAGUUGAGUUUAGAUGAUGCCAACAAGGUUCUAAUCAACUUGUCGAAGGUGAACUACAAUAACAGAAGUUUUAUCAAAAGACUGUAUAAUUCCUUACUUUCAUCACUUGACGGUGAUAGUAUUUUAGAUCCGUGUGUUUUAUCAAAUCUUUUGAAGAGCUAUUCUAGAUUUAGUCUACUACACGGAUCACACUUGAAUGAAAACUUGUUUCAGGUGUUACUAGUCAUAUUGAUCAAGGAGGAAGUUUUAUCAGAUUUCAAAACCCAUGAUCUAGUGACGGUUUUCAACUCACUGUCCAAACUCAGUAAUAUCCACACAACUGUAUCUGGUAGUCAACCAGCACAAGGAGGCAACAGUGUGGGAAGGUUAACCAUCAGAUAUUGUCUGGGUAUAAUUGGGAAAGAGUUAUUGAAGCGUGAUAUUAACAGUGAUACGUCGUUGAAACUGAUUAUUUCAAGCUCCAAAGUGCCCUAUGAUAACGCUAAAUUCCUCAACUCAUUGCUGGAGAACAUCAACCUUAAGGAUAUAAACAACUUGACACAGUUAUAUAAAUUAAAGAUGAGCGUCGAAAAGUUAUCCUUGUACUAUCCAGAGCUUGGAGAAAGAAUACAGGAGCUGGAGUGUAACAUAGAUGCUAACAUAGAUCAUAGUGGAGAAGAGAAGAGUCCCAGGAACAUCAAUGUGUUUGUUCCAAGAAGUCUACUUUACAGAAUCCCGAGUGUUAAAAAGAGGAAAUGGACCUACUAA
Messenger RNA from Theileria annulata, 2250 nucleotides. RefSeq lists its product as uncharacterized. The record is from RefSeq and is a predicted model, not a curated record. NCBI's taxonomy places the organism in Eukaryota, Apicomplexa, Aconoidasida, Piroplasmida, Theileriidae. Bases 1 to 2250 code for a protein of 749 amino acids. The transcript has 4 exons.